This is a messenger RNA of Anopheles stephensi (Asian malaria mosquito), 10080 nucleotides long. RefSeq names its product serine-rich adhesin for platelets-like. The transcript is spliced from 14 exons. The coding region runs from base 786 to 5420 and encodes 1544 amino acids. Gene Ontology annotation, biological process: establishment or maintenance of epithelial cell apical/basal polarity; heterophilic cell-cell adhesion. The record is from RefSeq and is a predicted model, not a curated record. Gene Ontology annotation, molecular function: calcium ion binding. NCBI's taxonomy places the organism in Eukaryota, Metazoa, Arthropoda, Insecta, Diptera, Culicidae. Gene Ontology annotation, cellular component: protein-containing complex; plasma membrane.
CUUUUCACACCAUACGGAUGGUCGGAGAAAAAGGGCUUUAUCGGGAGUGUCAGUCCGUUGACGUUCAGGAAGAAAGAAAGCAAGUGAGCAAACCACAGAAACUAAAGUGUCAAACCCCGACUUGGAAGCCCAACAUCGCUGCUCAAGGGCGUGUGAGGUAAAAACCAUUAGUGAGGAGAAAAACGAACCGGAGCAGAGAAAAGAUUCUGUGCGUUGCCAGUGCGUACUGCACACCGCCGCGUGUGAGCGAUAGUGUUGUUGUUUUUUGCUGUUGAGUGUGCGUGUGCGUGAGUGAGUGAACAAGAAGCUAUACGAUCGCGCUGAAUCGAAGUGAAACAGGCGUAAAAAAGCAGUGGAAGUGCAUGCACAAACUCUCACCAUUCCUUCCGGUGCGGAAUAAUAGAUGGAGAAACAUUGAUAAUUGCUGUAAUUUAUUGCUGUUCAAACAUUGACCGUACACACACCGUAACUCCCAAACACCCGUCCCCGGAGGUGCUUCUGGUCCUGCUGGACCCAUUGAUUGUGGAGUAAACAGCGAGUACCUAACAAAACAGCACAAUUGGAAGGUUUUGUUUUGUACAAAGGAAGCAGUUUAUCCAUUGUAGGCUUACUUGAGGCAUAAGGUUAUCAAACCCUCGAAUGAUUCAGUGCAUCUUGAACCAGUCCGUUGAAGUGUCACCUGAAGGGUAAAAAUCAACCUCAACAAACAUCACCUGGUCGGAGCAUCAAACACCGAUCGGCAGCGUAGAACUUUCAAAGUCACACCGGAUCUGGAGCCCUGCAAGAUGAACCGGCGUGCAAUUGCCCUGUGCCUGACACUCCUGGCACUCGGUGUCACAGCAGGUCCAACCCCUGACCAACCUGCGACCGGGAAGGAUGUUGAAGUAUUGUUGACUACCGCUUCUUCCGGCCUCUCUUCCGAAGAGCCGACAGACCUGUCGCUAGUGGAAACCGUGUCUUCGUUUACGCAGCCUUCUGUCGAAGACAGUCAAACGGAAGUGUCAUCAUCAUCUUCAUCAUCGUCAGCGCCGCUGUUAUCGUCACCGGCAUCGUCAGUAGACGUGCCUGUGGACGACCCGUCGCAAUCUAUGGCAUCGUCUUCGACGCCCUCGAAGGUGGCGUCAGCAUCAUUUCCGUCACCAACACCAUCGGAAGCGCCACUAAUGGCGUCGAGCACAAUUGUCUCUAGUGGUCAAACACCCACAGGCGAGGGUUCGCUUUCGGUUAACACCGCAGGCACCCUGUCGCCGGAAACAAUAGCAACAGCAGAAGUUCUCACGGAUGCACCAAAGCCGCUGGAGAGUAUCACAAGUACGGCUGCUGCUGAUAGCACUCCGGAGAGCGAUGGCAACGAUAAGAAAGCGUCCGACCUGGAGCCGGAGAGCGAGACGCCGGUGAUUAGCUUCGGCAUUCGGUUGUUUACGGUAGAGGUGGGUACCGGUACGGAGCGUGCUAGCGAAGAUCAAAUUGACCUGUCCAAUGCAACACAGGCUCAGGAAAAUGUUACCAGCAAAACCGUUGCAUCAAAUCAGGAUGGAACCGAUCUGGUAGACACUACCCAAUCGUCGGCCUCCUUGUCUGCUAGUGCUAUUUCUUCCGAAAGCUCGCCGAAAGUAAAUGUUCCGGAAAGUGGGGAAGGCAGUGCCACAUCAACUACAGCAAACGGUCAAUCAACCGUUACGAUUAAUACUCAGAUAUUGAACAGUGGAGCUGCCGGCGCUACAUUCGAGUUCCCGGAGGACGCUCAAGAAGAUGCAUUUUCCAACGAAAUACAUGUCGAACGGAACUUGAAAAACGGGCUGUACCGUAUUAAAAUAGCCGAAAUAACGACGGACGAGUUCGAUAACGGGUUGCGCGAAAACGAUAACGAAAAUAUGCUAAUGACGGACACGAUGGGUUCGCAAGGGACACGCCAUCUACCGUUACACAAAUCGGUCUACCCAAGUAAGAUCAACAUUGACGAUUUUUACCCUUCGAAGCUGGAGGACUUUAAGCCGGAGCAGGCGCAACAGCAGUCCGGCGCCGACGAGGAAAAACGCUUGCGGGAGAAAUCUAUUCUGCGAAACGAAGAUGGCGAGAGGUUGUUCGAGUCUACCAUCAUGAAGCCGUCGGACGUGUUGCCCGUACUGACGACGACCGAGGUGGACGAGAAGGCUCAACAGUACCAGGAGCAACUUUUGGGUGAUGUAAUGGAACGGCCUUCCAAUGUUGGCACCGUGACAAGCGCCAGCAGCAGUAGUAGCAGCAGCAGCAGCAUCGGUCCAGUGAACAAUGCGACCGGCCAGGAUGGCGGAGACAUUUCUACCACGAAGAUAGAGAUCGAACUAAUCGAUGACACGUCGGAAACAUCGGCUAGCGAUGAGCGUAGCAGCAAGCCAACCAUAGACAACAUCACGGAAAAGCUGGAGGAGAAUGACGAAGUGAUUAGUCGUAUCGAGGAAAACUUCAAGGGCUUCCGAGCGUUCGAAGGGACCGCCGGUGGGGAUGACGAGGAAGAGUAUCGCGAUGCGGUGGACGGUCGGAAGGACGACGAAGUAAUCACGAUUGCCAUAUCAUCGGUAACGUUUUCGUCCUCACAGCAAGAUUCCGUCCAAACGUCACCUCCUCCGCCAGCAUCCGCGCCAUCAGCGACUGUGGCCGGCACCGAACAGCAGCCAUCCGACGACGAGCUCGGUGUUCCUGUCAGUGGCAGUGAUAUUGUCAAAAAUGGCUACGGCAACCUGUUCAUACCGCGACGUGUCAAAAAGAAUGACCCCUCGACAGCUACCAAGCUAGCCCAGCUUGCAAAGACCGCUCCGUUGAAGAAGAUUGACUUUGCCGCCACCAAGUUUAACACGGACAACAAUGGUCCGGGCGCUGCCGAUUCUGCUGACGGCAGCAAAAAGGAUAAGCCCGAGUUUUCGACUACAAAGUUCUACAACAGCAAGGAGCUGUACAGUGAGCUGCAUCACCAGGCGCUGGUGCCGAACCGAACGCAAACGGUUGCAAAGUCCAAAGCAACCGCGGCCAUCCUUUCGGAGAAGGAUAUUAUUACCGCGAAAACAAUGUCCAAACCAGCGCAGGCUAUUUUGGCAGCUUCCUCCAGAAAGUCGUCCAGAGCGCAGGCAGCUUCAACCACCGGUCCAGACGCGGCUGGAACGGCUAAGGGUGACUUCAAGCAACAUACCUUAAAGACCAACUUCGUACUUAACGAGGAAACGGUUCCGAUUGGAGCGAAGGUCAGCAAAUCCAGUACCACGAGUGUCACCGAGGAUGCACAGCAGCGAAAGAUAAAGUCUCUCGGUUCUGCUGCCUCGGCAAUCAUUGCUGCCACGGCAAAGCUAGCUAAACCAAACCGAGCUUCAACGACGACGACGACGACGACUACAACUACGACAGCGGCAGCUGCCGUUGCAACAACAUCCUCACGCUCGACGACUUCGUCAGUGACAUCGUCUCCAGCCUUGACAUCGGAAGCUGGCAGUAAUGAUGCCAACCGUGCCAGUGUGACGUCUGUGGUAUCCAGCAGAAUGGAUGAAACCACCGUACAGGCAUCGACGAGCGUGGCGACCAACGAGCGCUUGAUGUCGAAGCCAUCUGUGGCACUGUCCCGUUUGCACGAGAAAAUUAAUACGCUCGAUUGUGAAAUUCAAAGCGUCGCGCCCGAUUCGAGCGUCUGGCGCGGUAACGAAACGCACGAACUGCAGCUGCCGGCCAUGACCCCUGAAGAUUGUUCGGCCGGAUCGAGCUGCACUCCGACCACCAUUUCCUGGGAAGGAACGGCGGACAUUCAGUCGGGCGAUGUGCUCAUCGUAGAAAUUGACGAUCAUCAUUUGAUACCCUCGAACUACAACAGGUCGUCGGAAGGCGCCCAUCACACGACCACUGCCGUUUAUCAAGUUACCCGGCUCGGGCACGAGAACUGCGACAUUACCGAAGGCGUCCUGCUCGACAUUACACCGCUGGUGGCCGACGGCAAGAAGUUGGUCACCCUUUACGACAAGGAUCUGACGGAGGGAAUUAAUCUACUAAUUGUCGUCUCGGAGCAGUGGGGCCAACAGUGCGUUCGUCUGAAGGUGACCGUUAAGUCGGACAACUGUGGUGAAAAUGCUGACUGCUCCGGAAAGGGUGUAUGCUACUCGAACAAUUCCAUGGAGGGAUACGAAUGCCAGUGCUGCAGCGGAUUUGCCGGCACACACUGCGAGGAGAUUGAUGCCUGUAGCCCAUCGCCCUGCACGAACAACGGAAUUUGCGUCGAUUUAUCACAAGGACACGAAGGAAACGCUUAUCAGUGUCUCUGCCCCUACGGGUACACCGGCAAAAACUGUCAAUUCGAGUCCGACCCGUGCAACCCGUCGCAGUGCCUGAACGGUGGUACCUGUGUUGGAAAUUCGACACAUUUCAGGUGCGAUUGUACUUCCGGCUAUACUGGGCCCCUGUGUCAGCACAACCUGAACGAGUGCGAAUCGUCACCCUGUGUGCACGGUAUCUGCGUCGACCAGGAGGAUGGAUUCCGCUGCUUCUGUCAACCGGGAUUUUCCGGAGAGCUGUGCAACUUUGAGUACAACGAAUGCGAAUCGAACCCGUGCAUCAAUGGCGGCCAAUGCAUCGACAAUAUUGGCGGAUUCUCAUGCAAAUGCACCCGAGGCUACACUGGCAAACGAUGUCAUAUUAAGGUUGAUUUUUGCGCCAACGAUCCCUGCCCGGACGGCCAUCGAUGCAUCGACCAUGGCGAUGAUUUCACCUGCGAAUGUCCCGGAGGCCGCAACGGUCCGGAUUGCAAUCAAGUUCCACGAACGCUGUGCAACGUGAACCCUUGCGCCAAUGGUGGCACCUGCUGGACAACGGAAGAAUCGUUCUACUGUGCCUGUCGUCCAGGAUUUACCGGCAAAAUGUGUGAAGAAAACUUCGUCAUCGAUACAAUGGUAAGCUCGAGCGAGAUGCUGUCCGACACGCUGGCCAAUCAGAACGGGCUGCGUGCCAUUAGCGGCAGCACCAUGUACGGGGACGACGGCGUGGUGGCACACACCGGCAAACACAACAGUGCGAUCGAGCUACACAAUGCGUACAUUGCGGCCGGAACGCUGGCCACCGCCAUUUUGAUAGUGGCAAUCGUGGUAACCGCAUGUCACUGCAAGGUGCACCAGAGCUACCGACACUUUGCCACCAAGCACCGUCAGCUGAUUCCCAUUUUCGGACGUCGUGCGAAGCCUGCCAGCGCCAAUCGCCACUGGCUGAGCGGCAAAGGACACCAGCAGCAACCGCACCACCACCAGAGCCACACGAACCCGAACUACAAUUACGCACACCAGCUGCCCAACUCGUACGCCGGGCUCCAGCCGGAACGGAUAAUCAACAAACCAUUGCCGAUGAAUUUGGAGAACGAUAUGUACUACACGGUCGACUUUGGGGAGUCGCAGAAUGCGCCGCUGAUACAGUAAUGGCGAGGGACGGAACGAGUAGCAACGGCCGCAUCCCACCAGGGAGCUUCGGAGGUGUUGUAAGUUCGCGUGCUAAUGCGUAAGUAUGUGCGUUGAGGAGUUGUAGCGCUGGUGGUGGUGAAAAUUGGGCAGGGAAGCAGCUGCUUCCCGGCAGCAAUGAGAAAACGAUGGUGAGCAUUCGCUUUGAUCCUGGCCAUACAAUCUCGUUCGCACCCGACGACACCAUCCAACCGCCGGCCAGUUGUGACGUUGUGUAACUAGUGGAUAGCGGAUUGAGCGGUGAAGUAAUUGAUACCUUAUUUGUUCAGUUUCUUGUUCUGCAUUUUUCAAGUACAAUAUGAUAUGACAAUGUUUCCGUUUUGGAGUGUGCGAGCAGUACGGGCGCGCUAUUAACAAAGUACGGUGAGCGCCGCUCGAGCGUCGGUUGGAACAAACAACAUAAAAAAUUAAUUAAACCAAUGAUGAAACUCCCUCCAAAAGAUCCCCGCCCGCAUGUUAGGAAGCCUUUUCAGCGAGACACGCGCACAAGUAAUGGGAACUAGUGUUACGAUAGCUACGAACGUGUAAGUGUAAGUGCAACUAUUUCAUUGUUUUAAACUGAUGUGUGAUUGCACUGUACUGCUGGUGUUUAUCAACAGAUGAUUGCUGCUAAUUUGCUUUUAAAUACAAACAUUGCAAGCUCCUUUUACUACCGUGAAGUGAAGAUACAGUAACGAGGACCCAGGCCGAAAGCUGGGAAGAGUUUUACGCACACACUCGUAAUGCAUCGUGCGAAGGACCGUAUUACAAUACGGUUCGGAAAUUAAAGAUCCGUAUCGUAAAACCUUGAGUUGCUUGAGUAGGAAUAAAAACCGGCCGGCGGUGGUAAUAAGUACAGGAUUCGGAGAAUGAACGAGCGCCAGCUAUUCCGAUAACCAUCCGCACAUAAAUUGAUGCUGAAUAAGUCGAGGGAAUUUCCGAACGACGGGACCUCUCGAAAGUCACUUUGUCGAAUACAUGAUCAUGACGAAGCAGUUCGGACGAAAAAUAGAACAACUACAUUUCACAGCAACUCCCUCUCCAACCUCCCAAUCGAGGGGGUUCUCGUCCGACACCGACCCAAUAACUCUCGAGUGUCUCCAAAGGCCAUCCUUUCGGUCCGGUCCGAGUCGGUACUGGGUUUGUUGGAUAGUUCAUGCAAGAACCCCCUCUGACGCACCUUCUGCGAUGGAUCUUUCGGCCAAAACCUAAACUAAAUUUCACUGUCUUCGUCUUUUUUUUUGUACUAUCAUUGCACCAAACGGCAGAUGGUUAAAGAAGAUAGCAUCUUUUUGCGAUUCUUGCGAAGAUAAAGGUGAAGGCGAGUGACUGAAGUUCGCUGCUGGAUGCUGAAUGGUUCUUCGAAAUCAUCAAACAGAAAAUCAAAGAUUUCAUUGAAUAUAAGAGCGUAACGCAAGUCAACGAGAAGGUUUCGUUCACGGUCAACCUUAUCCAUAUUCUUUCCCCAUCCAGUGGACAAGGCACAAUCGCACGCAACGCAUCAUGUGAUGGUUGCAAAAUUCCUGGACAAAGCUGCAUUUUUAAAUUGCGAUUUAAGAUCGGUAACUGGACUGGUUAGCAGCAAUGUUUGUGUUUAAUCGUUACAGUAGAUGUUAUUGUUUCACGUUCUUUCGUUGAUGUGUGUCCGCACCCGUGAGAUGAGCGAUCCUAGGUAUAUGUGUGAGUGUGUGUGUGUGUGCGUGGUGGUGGAUAAAAUGUGCCAAUAUAUUUUGAAUCUCAUUGAACGAAAGUAGCCACAAUUUGAUGCAUAUAUUAGAGUAAGAAAGUUAAUUUAGAGCAAGAUAUGGCGGGAAGGGGAGAGUGCGUUGCACACACACACACACACAACACAGAGAAAGUUAGAAAAGAAGUUAGAGAAAAAGGCUAACAAAAACGGCUAAGCAAAAUUCACCGAUAUCUUUAAACAAAGAAACAAAACAAAACAUAACAAAAAUAAAUACGACUUUUUCUUAAGCUACCAAAAUCUUAGCUAAAUACCAGUUACUUGACAAUGAGUGAAAAAAAAAACACAAACACACGCAAACUAAUAACAUACAUCAAGAGAAUGAUAAAAUUACUUACCACUUUCAAACUUUAUUAACAAACCAAAAAACCAUACAACUGAACUCUUCCAAGCGGGGCAAAGCUGAAACCGUUAACCCUACAGUUAGUAAUAGACAAGACAAAAACAAAAAAGCGGCAAAGGGCAUGGUAACUACAUGCGAUGGAACACGCUGGGGGCUGGUUCAGAGUUAUAUUUAUACCAUAGAAAGCAUCUCAUAGUAGCAGUCUAGCGUAGAGACGAGUUGGUUUUGCCACUUCAGUUUUCCUAUGAUGCUAAUUCUUCUUUCCAAUUGGCUUUGGCCGUUAAUCAACUUCAACAGAACAUUGCAACAUAACUAUGAUGGCAGUGAAGUCCCGCCUUGAUAGCGAUUGUUUUACGUGCAUUGCAGAAGGAAAGAAAAGGGGAAAAAAGACCGAAAAUAAACAAUAUUAAUGAAUAGUCCAGUUGCAGCAAUGGUUCAGUUGCAGGAGUUUUGCUAAUUGCUACUCGUCGUAGCAUGCGCACACGAAGAAACCCACACUCACACACACACACAUACAAACUAUAUCCCACUUUGCCAGCCCUUUCGGUGCUUUCUUCUGCUAGUGAACACUAGAACACUAAACAAUUUAAAACCCCAUUUUUCCGCGAAUCUUGAACCAUGUCUUCAACAUAGCUUCCUUUAUAGAGCUUUUAACGUAGCAGGAACAGAGCGGUGGGAACGGCACGCCGGGACGACGACGUUUAACCCACGAUCGAGAUGCUAGUACAGUUUUUUCGAAGGGGGUGAGGGGAAAGGUACAGUAUUUUAAGUAUCGAUUGCGUUCCAUGACUACAAGAAUUAGAAGAUUUAAUCAAAUGUACAUCUUAUCGUAGAUAAUAGUCAAAAGUCAGAGCGCACACACUGCAGGACUCACCCACUCGGGCAUAGCAAACCCAACAUGAACAUGAAAGUUGCCAAAAGUAAUGUACUCGAAUAGGGAAAGGAAACGCGUACCACCACCAUAUGGGGCAAUAAUUUACAAAGCAAACAGCAGACAAGCCGUAAUCGUACCCCUGCGCGUUAUCCUGAACGCAAGCUUAAUAACGCAACAGAACGUAACGCUGGAUUUUAAAUCUUAACGCAUAGCAUCACGCAUCACGAAUUAGCACCAUUCGGCAAUAUUUAAUGUGGUCCGUGGUGUGUUACGCUUCAACCCGUAGUUGGGGUGCGUUUGUGUGCUGCUGACACAGUCUAGAGCGACCACGUGUAGGCAAGCAACACACACAGUAUGGCUUCAAGGUUGUUUUUUUUUUUGUUCAUCCCCAACAGCAAGGACCCUGCAGCAAACACAUGUCCACUUGAUGUAUGUGUGUUUCGGUUCUCGAGAAAUAAAAGCAUAAAAUCCCUCCAUGAAUGAUAAACUGCAGUCGGACGCGGAUUGGAGCCAAUUUUUCGUUCUCACUUCGUCAGCCUUUCCAUGCUGAAGCGUACUGCGAGAAAGUUGGUAAUGGAUGCAGGACGAGUAAAGAUGGACAAAGCACGUACCGAUUCGCCGCUGACCGCUGUCAAUUGAAAUUAAAAAAAAAGUGGGCUGAUGCUAUGUGUUUCGUACUUGCUGGAAGUAUUUGUUUCAAGUUAGGCAGGAUAAGAAUAUUCCUUACGUUACUUAAUUCCCUUUCUUUCAUUAAUGUUAAAUUACAUUCUGUCAAUGCGGUACAGAUUGCUGGUCCGGUAUUGGUGCGAGAGUGUACGUGUACUUUACCUGUUAGGUUUCCUCAUUUUCUUAGAAUGGAAGGUAAAGGCAUCCGUCUUGUUGGCGCUGGUAGCAGAACAGUCCAUUUACUUUGCUUCCAAUUGCCAAUUAAUUCUUCCACAUUACAAUUGUGCUCCAUGCCCAGCUUGCGCGCUCUCUAUUCUCCUAAGGCAAUCGAACAAACUGUUAGAGCGAUAAGCAAACGUGUAAGACAAAAAAGCGUGCAAACUUCCAAAUCAAAGAUGAAGCAGAAACCAUACAAUGGAGGAUGGUUUUUAAGCUAGGCUAAUAAAAUAUUCAAUGUGUGGUACACUGGUGGGCACCAGGGGCAGUCACCGAACGAGGGCGUCUAGCACAGAAUUGAGAUAGACCACGAGACCAGACGGAGAUAGCCAAACAGCCCACGCCCCGUGAAUGCUUCUUGUUCGUUACCAUCCAAAAACUCGUCCCCAUUUUUGCCAAAUCUGCAACACUGUGACCAUAAUGCUGUUUGUAAUGAUGUUUUAGGUUCCGUUCCGUGUGCAAAAGCCACUGCAUCCAGUAACUGUUUAAGUGAGGUGAGGUAGUUCGCCAGUAUCGCCAGCCUGCAUGCAUGCUAAUACAUACAGGAGCGCAUCAAGGGUGAGCGCCGCCACGGUAGACGGUAGCAGCAUACUGUAGAGAGUACUGUAAUGACAAGUAUUUUAUUCGUACAUAACAAAAAACCAAAACCGAAAAGGAAAAUCCAACUACCGACAGGCGACAGGGGUGGUGGUGGUGGUGGUGGUGGACGAUGAUGCUCCACGCAACCUUUACCUUCUAAACUGCAUGAGUAAUACACAAGACAGUGACAAAAUAAACAAGAAAAUUGUUAUAAAAUUUA